AUGGCAAUGGCAAAUAACAAAACAAUAUGUUUUAAAUGUAAUAAGAAAAAAAUAACAUAUCCUUGUAAAGGAUGUUCAAAAGAGUUUUGUUUAAUGGAUUUAACAGAACAUCGUCACAUAUUAAAUCAAGAAUUAUAUCAUAUUACUAAUGAUUAUGAUCAGGUUAAACAUAGAAUUAAUGAACAAAAACCGAAUCCACAUGAUCUUUCUUCAAUAAAUCAAAUUAAUCAAUGGGAAACAAAUUCCAUCGAAAAAAUUAAACAAAAAGCAAAAGAUUGCAGAGAAAUUGUUAUUAAAUCAUCACAAACAUUUUUGAAUGAUAUUGAUAUGAAAUUUAAAGGUUUAACGGAACAAAUAAAACAAAUUCGUGAAGAAAAUGAAUUUAAUGAAAUAGAUUUAAUUUACUUAAGAAAUCAAUUGAGAAAAAUCUCUCAUGAAUUAAAUAAUUCAUCAAACAUGUCUAUUCAACAAGAUUCUCAAUCAUUUAUUAAUGAAAUUUCAGUUAUUUCAUUAGAAAAACCAAAAUUUAACAAAUGGAAACAAAAUGCCAUCACUGUGGCUGGUGGAAAUGGGCUAGGACAACAAUUAAAUCAACUCACUCACCCUUACGGAAUCUUUAUUGACGAAAACAAAAAUAUUUUCAUUGCUGAUUGGCAUAAUCAUCGUAUUGUAGAGUGGAAAUUUAAUGCAAGACAAGGACAAGUCAUUGCAGGCGGAAAUGGGGAAGGAGAUCGAAUGGAUCAAUUGAAUUGUCCAACGGACGUAAUUGUUGAUCAACAAAAUCAUUCGAUCAUCAUUGCAGAUUCGGGUAACAGACGAGUGAUUCAAUGGUUAAAUCAAAAGCAACAAACUCUCGUUCAGAAUAUUGACUGUUUUGGCUUAGCAAUGGAUAAACAUGGAUUCCUUUAUGUUUCUAAUCCGACGAACAAUGAAGUGAGAAGAUGGAAAAUGGGAGAAUACAAUGAAGGAGUUGUAGUUGCAGGUGGAAAUAAACAAGGAUAUCAACUUAAUCAACUCAACUAUCCUACUUUCAUCUUUAUUGAUGAAGAGCAAACUGUUUAUGUAUCAGAUUGUGACAAUCAUCGUGUAAUGAAAUGGAGAAAAGGUGCAAAAGAAGGAACAAUUGUAGCUGGAGGAAAUGGUCAUGGAGAAAAUCUUAAUCAAUUAUCUACACCUCACGGAGUAAUUACUGAUGAUUUAGGUCAAAUAUAUGUGGCAGAUAGGGAGAAUCAUCGAAUAAUGCGUUGGUGUGAAGGAAAAGAAGAAGGUGAAAUUGUUGUUGGU
Molecule: messenger RNA, 1284 nt
Organism: Adineta steineri
Lineage: Eukaryota; Metazoa; Rotifera; Eurotatoria; Adinetida; Adinetidae
Source: the annotation of a GenBank genome assembly